AUGAGACCACUCACAUAUUUCGCAUUUACACUAUUAUCAGUUGUUAUACAAUUCUGUGUGAUGGAUUUUAUACAAGAAAAAGUUGAUGUUGAUGAAAAUCCAAUUGCCUACAAUGAAAGUUUAAAUAAGCAUUCUAUGGAUAUGUUGAAAGAUGACGAACCAAAUACCCUUGCGUUAUUUUAUCGCUCGAAUAGAAAUAGCUAUGAAAAGGUAACUGGAACAAAAUAUCCAAAUUCGUCUCUACGUAAUGUUUCAAUAUCAACAAGCACAGAGGUUGCGUUCACGGUAUUGGACGUAUUAUACGAUGAGAAUUUAACCACAACGGACAUUACAUUCACAACUGAAAUUACCUCAAGCACCGAAUUAGACAAUGUUACGGAUAUAACGUUAUUUGAACAGACUUCGACCACCACCAGACCUACUACUGGUACAAAGAAAACUAAACCUGGGAAUGUUUGUUUUUGUAAUUUGAUAUAUAAACAAUGUGAUAUAAAUUGUUGCUGUGACGAAGAAUGUUCUUUAAUCGAUAUAGAACAGUUUGAUGAAUGUAACAACUUUUGGCAACAUAAGAAACAUCCUUUAGCUUGCGGCGAAAGUUCCACCAGAAAUGGGUUCGGAAAUUUACUUUGUAUAGCUAAAACAAACUUGCCCGAUCAAAGAGUUGCAGAAAAACCAAAGAUUGAUAAAGCUACUAUAAAUCAUGAAUUUUUGUGGAAUGAGAUACACAAACAACCGGAGUCAUAUAAUUUUAAUAGAAAUAUUUAUAAAUUCGGUGAACCUGUUUGGAUACUAAGAAACAAAUCUAUUUAUUAUUUAGAUUUACCUGUCUCUGUUAUAAAUAACUACUGCAAUAUAAGACGUAAAAUGUCAUUUUUAAAUAAUGAGAAUAUUAAUUGUCAAGUAAAAUUAAAUGAUUUGGAAAUGUUUCGCGUUCUUAAAAUAGUGGAGAAAUCCUUUGUAAUCAGCGUAACGAGUAAAUCGUUGAACAACACAGCUAUGAAUUGUUCUUCACUCUAUUGCACUAAUUGGACGAUAAUUUACUGUGGCCAAGAUGUUUGUGUGCCCUACAAUAAAAGUUUACACUCACCAAUAUGUACAGAAAGUGUCUGUUUAAAUAUUGCACUUAAAAUUAAAUACAUUUUCAACAUUUACGAUUCCAAAAUUGUUAACGCCACCAUUAAAUUAUAUGCUCAAAAAAUAACAAAAACACAAUAUGUAAUGCAAGAAAUUGGCGUUAAAUUUGUCAUUGGCAAUGCUUCGUCAGAAAGAGUUGUGACUUUGAGUGGAAAUCCUGGCUAUAUUGUUGGGUUGCCUAUAAUAACAUCAUUUACAGAAGCAAAUCACUCUGACAACUUCUUUAAUAGUAGCAACGAAGCUAACUAUUUGUCAUACGCAGAAAAUAAAGGUGGCUUCUGCGUACUAACAAAGUUAACCAAGAAAAUCUUACAGUUUGGCAUUAACAAGAGAUCGAAGUGUAGAAUUAUAUUGCGACAAAAUUCCACUACAAAUGGAACAGAAGCUUGUAUUAAUAUACAAAAAGAUAUUAAUAAAAUGUCAGGCGUUAAUCGGGGAAUUAAGUUUUCACCUUAUGGCAACCCUGUUAAUUUAAAGGAUGAGGAUUGGUUGCCAUUGAAAUUGGAGCAUAGGUUUAUUUAUGGCGAAUUUCAAUCCAAAAGAUCUAAAUUACAAUGUCUCAAUAUGUGUACAAGAUUCGCAUUUGUAUUUUCUUAUGCCGAUUUAAGUGAAAUGGGUACGGAGAAUAAGUUGUUGGGAGUUAACGUGGAUGUGUCGCCGAGCAAUGUGACAUUUGAGUGUGAAGAGUACACGACUGUGAUUACUGUUGAUAUUAACUUUAUAAAUAUGAAAUCUGCAACUCGGCGCGACCUCGCACCACCUCCGCAUUUGAAUCUCAAUCUGCCAAGAGAUUUCUUUUUCCCAUUCCCUUCGAAUGUAUGCUCUAUUACUAAAUGUAACAUGUGUCUAUUAUUUUACUCGUUUUUCACAGUUCUGUUUGUUUUAAAAUAAAAUAACUUUGAAUGUUAACUA
Molecule: messenger RNA, 2046 nt
Organism: Papilio machaon (common yellow swallowtail)
Lineage: Eukaryota; Metazoa; Arthropoda; Insecta; Lepidoptera; Papilionidae
Product: tectonic-1
Exons: 5
Coding region: 1-2025 (674 amino acids)
Biological process (GO): cilium assembly
Cellular component (GO): ciliary transition zone
Source: RefSeq, a predicted model, not a curated record